Molecule: messenger RNA, 1095 nt
Organism: Physeter macrocephalus (sperm whale)
Lineage: Eukaryota; Metazoa; Chordata; Mammalia; Artiodactyla; Physeteridae
Gene: ASB17
Product: ankyrin repeat and SOCS box containing 17
Exons: 3
Coding region: 527-1018 (163 amino acids)
Biological process (GO): intracellular signal transduction
Source: RefSeq, a predicted model, not a curated record
UGGCUACAGUUUAAAGAGCACUUCCUGUUUGUAGAGUCAAGCCUACCACAUUAUCAAAAUAUGUAAUCAAGGAUUACAGUAUUUUAUUUUAUUACAGUGAUUUUAUUUCUAUAUCGUUGCCUUAAGUAGCAAUGAGUAAAUCUUCUAAAUUAUGUCAAAAGAUUUCUUGUCCACGAAGCAAUAUAUUCUGUGAUCUCAUUGACAAAAUUGUUAAAAGACCAUCCUUGCAGUUUUUGGGUCAGUGGGGAUAUCACUGUUAUGAACCCAGGAUUUACAGAACACUGGCAAAAAUUCUGAGGUACAACGACUUGGAUGGGUUUGACAUACUACUCACAGAUUAUAUUGCAUUUGUGGAAAAAUCAGGAUACUGUUUCAAACUAAAUUUUAAUCUUGAAUUUACUGAAAUAUGUGUGAAUACAAUUCUGUACUGGAUUUUCGCCAGAAAAGGUAAUCCUGACUUUGUGGAAUUUCUCCUCAAGAGGACAAAAGACUAUGCUCAAGACAGAAGUUGUAACCUGGCACUGAUAUGAGAACUUUCACACCAGUAUACUGUCCAAGCCCAUUAAGUGGAAUCACACCUCUACUUUACGUAGCUCAGACAAGACAAUCCAGUAUCUUAAGAAUACUCCUGCAAUAUGGAAUCGUAGAAAGAGAAAAAAACCCUAUCAACAUUGUGUUAACAAUAUCGCUCUACCCCUCAAGAGUGAGAACAAUGGUUGAUCAUGAACUGGUAGACAUCCAAGAAGAUGCCAAAACAUGUUUAGUGCUUUGUUCCAGAGUGCUUUCUGUCAUUUCAACCAGGGAAAUAGAGACACAGCUAAGUUUAGGAAAACGUCCAAUUAUUUCAAAUUGGCUGGACUACAUUCCUUCAACAAGAUACAAAGAUCCAUGUGAACUAUUACAUCUUUGCAGAAUAACCAUCAGGGCUCAACUACUGACCAACAAUAUGCUCCCAAAUGGAAUAUUUUCACUUCUAAUACCUGUUCGUCUACAGAACUACCUGAAUUUAGAAAGCUAAUGCACGUCUUUUUCUUCAUUCUUUAAGGACGCUCACUGUUGUAUGGUUUAGAAGUUAAUAAACUAUUAACUUCACAC